AUGCGGCUGAAUUUAAAUAGUACCGAAGAAUCGGAUAUAAAAGAUGAGUGCCUGGACGGAAUCAAAGCAAAGACGGGAUUAGUACGAGUGAACGAUUCCAAUCGAGGUUCAUUAACCGUACGGUUGGUGUUGACGCUGGAAUGUCUGAAACUCCAGAAACAAGAAGUAGUCGACAACCAUCAUUCGUCGUCGUCAUCAUCGUCCGAGGAUACCGUCGACAACUAUCAGCCUAGUCCCAACUAUUAUUUAAGAUAUGUGACCGUGGCAAGAAAAAAUGGUAGCCUCGGAAUAAGCGUCAAAGGUGGUCAAGAGAACAGCUUGCCGAUAUUGAUAUCUAGAAUUCCCGAAGGAGGAGCCGCUUACCACACGAAAAGGUUAUUCGUAGGAGAUGCUAUAAUAAAAGUGAACGACCAGUUGAUCACAAAUGCUUGCCACGAUGCAGCUUUACACAUUUUACGAAAUUCUGGAAAUCACGUUACAUUAUUGGUCAAACACUACAAAGCUGCAGCGCCUUUUUUACUAGGAGGGAGAGGGAACGGUAGUAAAAACAACAACAAUAAUGGAGAAAGUGACACAGAAGACGGGCCAUGGAUGGAUUAUCUUAUAAUCCCUCUGAUGAUGGGUUAUGUAACCAGAUAUGUGCAGGGUACGGACAAACUGCGGCGAAAUGGUUUCGAAGUGCAUGGCAUGAACGAUCUUAAUUCUACUAUCAUACAUUGCGAUAAUGUCAAAAGUUUGUCCGAAUGGGUCAAACUUAUUUCAGAAAACAUCUCAAAUCUCUCAGAAAUACAAAUUAAGCUCUACAAUUUAAAUUUUGGUAUCAACGAGAAAAUCGAGUACAUGGGAUGGGUAAACGAGGGUGUGCUGAACAAUAACCACCCUUGGCAAAGUUACUGUGCAAGAUUCAUGAUAAUCAGAGGUCGUGACGUAUUGCUUUUCGAUACUCCUCCGAUGUCCAUUACGGAAUGGUUGGACUGUGGCGUGGUGUACAAACUGUACGAGUCCAUGUUGAGACUAGUGAAGGAUGCAGAAAACGUGGAUCAGAGGCAAAAUUGUUUUUUACUUCAGACAUCGAACGGGGUGUCCCGGUACUUUUCAAUGGAAACCAAACAGGGUCUACUGGACGUGCAGUGCGCCUGGCACAGGUCGAUAUGCACGUCCAUGAUGCACAUCAAAAGCAGAACGUUCUACGUGUUAUUUGGCAACAACCAAAAGCCAUCAAACUUAAUACUGGAUUGGGACAACGGGUUCACAUUAUACGAUAACUGGACGAAUUCGAACGUUUGGACGUACAAGUUUUCCGAGCUCCGUGGAUCCUCAGACGAUCACAUUUCCCGGCUAAAGCUUCACUUCAACGACAACGGCUGUAUCGAAACGAAGGAAUUGGUAUGUCAAGACUUGCAGAGCUUGCUGUUCUGCGUGCAUGCGUUCCUGACCGCCAAAGUGGUGUCCGUAGACCCUUCCUACUUGAACACCGAAGGGAUUCAUCAGCUGUAA
Messenger RNA from Macrosiphum euphorbiae (potato aphid), 1497 nucleotides. The record is from the annotation of a GenBank genome assembly. Lineage: Eukaryota; Metazoa; Arthropoda; Insecta; Hemiptera; Aphididae.